AAAGUUCAGUCACUUUCCCCUGUGUCCUCCUUCCGUGGCCUUCGUCCUCCUCCUCUCUGCGGCGUCACUUCCGACGCUGGCCCAACCGCCGUUCCCCGCCACCCGUGACCGGUGCUGCCGCCACGCUGUCACCUCCACUGAGCCGCCGCUCAUCCCUCUAAACCCCCAGCUCCUUUUCCGGCGAGCUGCUGCUCUGUCUUCCAUUAAUCGACUGAACAAAUCUUCUUUUUUUCAAUCGAACGAGGGACAGCAAAUGCGUUGCUCAGUACAGUACUCCGUUUACAAUCUUACCGGGAGUCAGUCUACUAGAGACGGUGCUGGCCAUGGUGGCGCCGCAGGCUGAGCUCCUCGCCCCCCAAUCGCCGUCGAAUUCCCGUCGGUAAGAAGCCAUUGAGCAACCCCGACGGGCUGGGCGUGCGUGGUCCCGGAGCCGUUCCCUGGUAGCGCGGCCUUUGGGGGCUCCGGAUCCAUGGCGGGCGGCGACAGCUUGGGCUGCUGCGGCGGCCUUCUUCAGGGUUUCUGCGGCCUCGCUCAGGUUUUCCUGGCUCCCCGGGGGCGUCCGUCUGCUGGAAUCCUCGCCAGGAGGCCCGGCGAUCUGUGCUCGAGUUCUUCUCAGGCUGGGAGAACGGGGUCGCCGCGGGAUGCGGAGAUCAUCUCCGACAUGGAGUACUCUCCCCAAGUGGCCAGGGAGCUGCUAUUCUCUUAUUAUCAGGAGGAGGACCUGCCCCGCGUGGCCAGGAACCCGCCGGCGGUGGCGGGCGAUCUGUGCACGAGUUCUUCUCAGCUUUGGAGAACGGGGUCGCCGCGGGAUGUGGGGGUCAGCUCCGGCAUGGAGGAGUCUCCCCCAGUGGACAGGGAGCUGCGUUUUGAUGACCAGGAGGAGGACCUGUCCCCCGUGGCCAGGAACUCGCCGGCGGCGGCGGGCGAUCUGUGCUCGAGUUCUUCUAUGGUUGGGAGCACGGGGUCGUCUCGGGAUGUGGCGGGCGAUCCGUGCUCGUGUUCUUCUAUGGUUGGGUGGACAUCGUGGGAUAUGGAGAUCAUGAUGGACAUGGAGUAUUCUCUCCCGGUGGCCAGGAAUUCGCCGGCGGUGGCGCCACCGCAGCAGAAGGGCAUGGCCGGUGGCGCUGAAGACGACGACGACGAUGAUGACUGCGUGAUUCUAGACAGUGAUCCUUUCGCCGCGGUCGCCGUGAAUGAUGAGAAGGAUGGCUGCUCGGAUGAGGAGUUGCAGAUAGUCGCGGAGAAAGGCAAGGUAGCAUGCCGUGACUUCCCUCACUCGCGCCAUUUAUGUUCCAAUAUGCCCUUCGGCGCUACCUCUCACGAGAAGCAUUGUGCCAUGUGCUACUGUUUUGUGUGCGACGCCCCAGCUCCAUGCAGUUAUUGGGGUAACGGUCUCUCGGUUGGCGAUCAUUGUCAUGCUACGGAUAAGGAAACCAAAUGGAAAAUGCUGAGGGAGGCAUUCAGGUGCAAAAAUCUUCCAGCGCCUCAUCCAGAAACAGAAACUGCUGUGCACCCAGCAAUGGUGUCACUCGACCGCCUUUUUCUUAGCAAUCAGAUUUCUCUUCAGGAUGUUGUGACCCAAAACCAACACACACAUACUUCAGUUAGAGCCUCACUGAGUGUAGCACCGACUGUCAAUGCGCCAAGAGAGGGAAGUGGUACAAGCAGUGCUCACACUGCUCAAGUUACUCGCCUAGGAGAGCCAACUGUCAGUGCACCAAGGGCACACCCUGUGGCAGGAGCUGGAAGAGGUACAAGCAACGCUCACACUGCUCAAGUUUCUGCGCCAAGAGCAUCCUCUGCAACAGGAGUUGGAAGAAGUGGUACCAGCAAUGCCCACAGUGCUCAAGUUACUCGCCUAGUACAGCCGACUGUCAGUGCACCAAGGCCACAGCCUGCAGCAGGAGCUGGAAGAGGUACAAGCAGCACUCACACUGCUCAAAUUACUCACCCAGUAGAGCCAACUGUCAGUGCAGCAAGAGCAUACUCUGCAGCAAGAACUGGAAGAGGUACUAGCAGUGCUCAGUCUGCUCAAAUUACUCACCCAGUAGAGCCAACUGUCAGUGCAGCAAGAGCAUACUCUGCAGCAAGAACUGGAAGAGGUACUAGCAGUGCUCAGUCUGCUCAAAUUACUCGCCCCGUGGAGCAAACUGUCAGUGCACCAAGAGUAUACCCUGCGGCAGGAGCUUCAAGCAAUGCUCGCUCUGCUCAAAUUACUUACCCCACCACUCCAGGUGGCUACCUGCCGGAGCCCAAUGUGCCGGAGGGGGCCACGGUGUACGUCGGGAACCUACCCUACCACAUUGACAAUGAGAGACUCAAGCUAAGCUUCCAACGUGCUGGGGCCGUCCUGUUCUCAAAGGUCAUUUACGACAGAGAAACAGGCCAGAGCCGUGGAUUUGGGUUUGUCACCAUGAAUACUGUUCAGGAGGCUGAGAAGGCUGUGACGAUCUAUCAUGGCUCUGGGAUGUAUGGCAGGCCUCUGACUGUAAAAAUCGCAGCUCCUAGAGGGGACGCCCGGGUGGACGCCCCUCGCCGUCAACCUGGUUCCCCACUCAGAAUAUUCGUAUGCAAUCUACCGAGUCAGGUGGACAACCCUCGGCUGGAGGAGCUGUUCAGCAAGCAUGGCAAAGUGGUUGAUGCAAGAGUUGUCUACGAGCGCCGAGAAGGGGCCUCGUGUUCGAGGGGAUUUGGUUUUGUCACAAUGGCGACCGGCGAGGAGUCGUACAAGGCGAUACGUGCCCUCAACAAGCAGAUUCUGGAGGGAAAUGCCCUUGGAGUGAAGGUUGCAAGGGAGCGGCCGAACCAAGGCUGCCUCUCUCUUGGCAACCAGAUUCCUCCUGAGAAUACUGCCAGUCAAAACCAACAUGCACAUACUUCGGUUGGAGCCUCACUGAAUGUAGUGCCAACUAUCAGUGCGCCAAGAGCAUACCGUGCAACAGGAGCUAGAAGUAGUACAAGCAAUGUUUCCACUGCUCAAGUUACUCGCCGACUAGAUCCAACUGUCAGUUCACCAAGAUCGGGUGAAUAUAGGAUGCUCGGUCCCUCUAGUUGAUUGACCUUUGGUCUUUUACCCAAUGCCUAUACAUAAUCUCUAUAUACGCACACAGGAUUCUAAUGGUCAUGGACCAGGACAUGCCACUUUCCUCCCCUUGAAACUCCGUUGACCCUCAAGCACCAUACUCCCUUGCCAGUGUCUGGUUCAGCUACAUCGUCAGAAGCCAGUAUAUUUGUCCUCAGUUUCCUGUUGUUCUCACGGAAACGUGAAUGGUCAAAACAAAUCAGUCUUCUCUGUAUUGCUCAGCUGAACAUAUACAAGGAUAUACAUGGGCCUUGAUCCUGCCUGGAUUAUUGAGUUUGAGAACAUGAAGCCUAUGCUGUUCUCGGGUUUGAGCCUUGGUAAAGAAGGAUGCAACUUGUGAUGGAACAUAUUGGAGAAAAUUGUUGAUUGCUGGCAGUAAGAACGUUUUAAAGAAGCAGCCACACAAAUGUGCUUGGUUAGCUCAUGCCUCACAUUUUCACAGGAUCAAUGGCAAUCUAAAUAGCAGCAGUACUAUCAAUGGCGCGCCCUGCAAGGAAAUGCCCAAGUACACACUCCCAUCUGUCAAGCUUGCUGGUAAGCAAUUUCACAAUUCUAUUGAUGUUCACAUAGAGAAUUUAGGAGUGCCUGUCAAGAAGCUUGGUAUCUGAAUCUCAAAUCUGCGCUGACACAACAGUAGUCCUGUGCCCAACCAGUUCCAUACUAAUGCACAUUCAUGUUGAACCUUGAACUAUCUGUAUCUCUUCGUGCAAAUAGGGCUGAAUGUAGUCUAGGAAAGGAACAUGUGGUGCACCAUUUUCUAGUUUUACCAUAAUGAAUGGUGCAAUGUCAGAGAUCCCCUCUAGUGGGAUCCUCGUACACUCGAGGCACAUAAGCCAAAAUUUGAAAGCUUUGAUUUGUGGUGAA
This is a messenger RNA of Triticum aestivum (bread wheat), 3946 nucleotides long. RefSeq lists its product as uncharacterized. The transcript has 6 exons. Lineage: Eukaryota; Viridiplantae; Streptophyta; Magnoliopsida; Poales; Poaceae. Bases 470 to 3055 code for a protein of 861 amino acids. The record is from RefSeq and is a predicted model, not a curated record. Gene Ontology annotation, molecular function: RNA binding.